AAGCCAAUCUCUGAAAGACCUCUCUUCUCUGCACACAGAUCUAGUAAACCUCCGAUCUCUCCCUCUCUGAUCUAAUAAAAACCCCAAUCUCUCUCUCUGUCUCGCUCUCGCUCGCUCACUAUGGCCAGAGAAUUCAACGUCCCCCCAGUAGUGUUCCCCAACUCCAACCCCAAUCCCACUCCCCCCACCCAACGCAACCGCCCCGCCACCGCCCCCUUCCAACCUCCCCGCCCCACCACCACCACCUCCCUCCCCUUCAUGUCCUUCGACAUCGGCACCGCCCCCACCUCCACCUCCUCAACCUCCUUCUCCACCCCCCAAUACGGCGCCGUUUUCCCCGCCAAUUUCGACGACGAGCCCCCCCUCCUCGAAGAACUCGGCAUCAACACCAAACAAAUCUACCACAAGACCAUCUCCAUCCUCAACCCCUUCAAAAUCCAACCCGAUUUACACGAACACGCCGACCUCUCCGGCCCCUUCAUCUUCCUCCUCGCUUUCGGCCUCUUUCAACUCCUCGCUGGGAAGCUACAUUUCGGUAUCAUACUCGGUUGGGUCACCGUUUCCGCAUUGUUUCUCUACAUUGUCUUUAAUAUGUUAGCGGGUCGUAACGGGAAUUUGGACUUGUACCGCUGCUUGAGCUUGAUUGGCUAUUGUAUGUUGCCGAUUGUGAUCCUGUCUGCGCUGUCGUUGUUUGUUCCCCAAGGUGGGGCGGUUAUUUUCGGGGCUACUGGUGUUUUUGUGGUCUGGAGUACGAGGGUUUGUACUAGGCUGCUGGUUGAGUUGGCAUCGUGUGGGGAUGAGCAUCGUGGGCUAAUUGCGUACGCUUGUUUUCUCAUUUACGUGUUGUUUUCAUUGCUGGUUGUAUUUUGAGUUGGAGAUGAUCAGAAGACAUUGUGAUUGGAUUUUAUGGAUGGUAAAGUUUAGGCUUCGUUACUAUUUCGAUGAUAUUUGUAAUGGAAGUUAUAUGUUAUGAAGAUAAUAUAUUGUGUGCAUUAAAUAGUGACAGCAAGUAGCUGCUGUUUGGAUUUUGAUUUCAUAUGCUUUCUAGAUAUUCAACUUGUUUAAGUA
This is a messenger RNA of Daucus carota subsp. sativus, 1068 nucleotides long. RefSeq lists its product as uncharacterized. NCBI's taxonomy places the organism in Eukaryota, Viridiplantae, Streptophyta, Magnoliopsida, Apiales, Apiaceae. The coding region runs from base 121 to 870 and encodes 249 amino acids. The record is from RefSeq and is a predicted model, not a curated record. Gene Ontology annotation, biological process: vesicle fusion with Golgi apparatus; endoplasmic reticulum to Golgi vesicle-mediated transport. The transcript has a single exon. Gene Ontology annotation, cellular component: trans-Golgi network; membrane.